UGAAGCUGUAAGACACGCCGCUAGCUGGGACUACACGUUUAGUUAAAAUUAUUACUUUGGGCGUCACUAAAAUGUACAGAACACCUUCCAAGCGAUGUCAAAUGUUGACGUGGGUACGUUUUACGUAGAGAAUAGUUAAAAAUGAGAGCUUACUGACAUUUCUAUUCACGUUUAGUAGCCCACGUGUGUCACUCCUCGUCACCGACUGUCUUUAUAAACGUCGGUUAUUCGGUCAAGCCUCGGCUGACGGCUGUUUCGUUGCCCAGAUAAGUGGCGGACUCUCCGGGCAGAGGUUGACAUGAACCCACAAAAGAGGCUCCGCACCACAGAGGAUGAAGCAGAAGCACCGAGAGGAGGAGAGGAGGAGAGGAGAACAGUGGAUGUGAGUAUUGUUGUCCCAGUAUACAAUGCAUCCUGCUGGCUGGAUGAAUGUCUGCAGGCCAUACUACACCAAGACUUCACUGGAACCAUGGAGCUCUCUGUAUUUGAUGACGCAAGCACUGAUGACUCCAGGAAAGUGGUGGAGAGUUGGACGGAGAGGCUGGAGGCGAGGGGCAUCUCAGUAGUGAUCUCCGGCCACAACUCUGACCAACCCAGAGGAGUGGGAUAUGCAAAGAAUAAGGCAAUAGCUCAGAGUUGUGGACAAUACUUAUGCUUUCAGGAUGCGGAUGAUGUUAUGUUGCCCCAAAGAGUUCGUCUGCAGUAUGAGGCAUCUGUCCUCCACCCAAACUUUCUGAUUGGCUGUAAACUUCGGAGGGUUCCAGAGGGAUCUACUGAGCGUUACACUCGCUGGAUCAACACAAUCACUCAGGAUCAGCUCAUCACACAGGUGUACACGUCUCAUGGGCCCUCAGUCGUCAUGCCAACAUGGUUCUGCUCAAGGAACUGGUACCUGAAGGUUGGACCGUUUGAUGAGGGAGGCAAGGGAGUCCCGGAGGACUUGCUCUUCUUCUACCAGAGUCUUCGUCAGGGAGGGGGCGUGGCCAGGGUCGAUCAGUGCCUGCUGGUGUACCGUUACCACGAGAAGGCCACCACACACUCUGUAACAGAGGAAACCAUUUGGAAGCUGCGAGUGGACUUCCUGCAGGAGAGAGUUCUCAGCCAAUGGGAGAGCUUCACCAUAUGGAACGCCGGGAAACAGGGCCGGAAGCUGUACCGAAGCCUGAGCCCGACCAAUCAGAAGAAGGUGACAGCUUUCUGUGAUGUUGACGAGAACAAGAUCCAGAAAGGCUUUUACACAUAUGAGGAAUCCAAGGAAAGACCUAAGCCCAAAAUCCCAGUCUUGCACUACAAAGACGCCUCCGCCCCCUUCGUUAUCUGUGUUAAACUGGACAUGACGGGAGGCGUUCUGGAGGAAAACCUCAACUGUUUGCAGCUAAAGGAAGGAACAGAUUACUACCAUUUCAACUGACUGCUCAGAGUGGCGGAGAUGACAAGAGGAACCCUGCAGCUUUACCAGGCCAAGAGGAAUGCACACAAAGUGAGGGACAGGCAGAUGAUAAGAACUGAACACUGGGACAGAGUCAGUGACAAUACCAAGACCAGAGAAAGAGAAAGUUAUAAUGUAUUUUAAGUAGGGAUGCCCGACAAGGAUUUUUUUCAGCCGAUACUGCUAAUAACCUGCUUCUCAUGACCGAUAGUUUAUUAUGCACACCUGAGGGUAAGAAAGGCUAAGAUGUAACGAGCAAAAGUGGAUGAUUUAAUAUUCCAUAGCUCGGACCUAACCAAAUCUAACCAACAUAUUUUUUGUCAGUUCAUAUUUAACACAACAAAAGCAAAGAACAGUUCUGACUCCUCAAGUGCUCAUUUAUUUUUUCUAGUAAAGUUCAUCAAAAAACUUGUAUUGCAAAAUGCGAUCGUGUUGCCUUCCUCUGAAAUUGUGAAAAACAUCCACACCAGCGACAAUCGUCUCUUCUUAUUCUUGUUAUUCAUAACAAUUCACAUUAUCUGCCAAUUAUGUUACGGGCCCGAUAUAUAUCAUGCAUCCCUAAUUUUAAGUUUUUAUAAGAUGAUUUUAUCUGUGGGAAAGAGUGUGAAAAUUGAAAGUUCUCAAAGUUUUACUUGGCAAAGUUGACAGAUCUGCUGAUAAUGGCACACCAAUGUAUCCCAGCCCUGUUUUCUCUACCUCACAUCUGAACCACAACACUGGGAUAGUUGUUAUUAUUGAGAGGACCGAUUCCAAUCUUAUAUCUGUUCAUUAAAUAUGAAGCUACAGCCAGGCGACACUUAGCUUAGCUUGGCACAAAGACUGGAAACAGGUGGAAACAGCUAGCCUGACUCUGUCCAAAGGUAACAAAAUGUUCCUACCAUGUUUGUUUAAAUCGUACAAAAAAUAAAAAAAAGUACAAACUUGGGGGUUAUGUGCCGAACUAUUUCUUGGUCGAGUGCAGUUACUCCAGCUUUUUAUGGUAAUUUUUACACUUCAAGUUUUGUGUGAAUCAAACAAAGUACACAUAACAUGUUAAUCAGUGAGCUUUAGGGGCGCUCGUAGGCAGAUUUUGUGACCUUUCGAUUGAGGCUAGUCGUUUCCCCGUUUACAGUCUUUGUGCUAAGAUAAGCAAAUCAUCUCCUGGCUGUAGCUUCAUAUUUAACUGACUGAGUGGUAUUGAUCUUCCCGUCUAAAUAUGGGCAGGAAUAGGCAAAUAUGCAUAUUUCUCAAAAUGUCAAAAGUUUGCUUGUUAUAAAAGUUUGAACAUGGGUGUUUAACCUGACCUGGAGUUGAAAGAGAUGGCGAGACAGAAAAGUGCACGGAUGAUUUUGUUAUUGAAUUACAAAGAAGAGAGCAAUAAUGCAAGAGGACAUGACGAUUGCCAAUGUUGGAGGAAUAAAAUGUAACUGCGUUUUCUAA
This is a messenger RNA of Sebastes umbrosus (honeycomb rockfish), 2848 nucleotides long. RefSeq names its product UDP-GlcNAc:betaGal beta-1,3-N-acetylglucosaminyltransferase-like 1 (gene b3gntl1). The transcript is spliced from 12 exons. The coding region runs from base 299 to 1411 and encodes 370 amino acids. NCBI's taxonomy places the organism in Eukaryota, Metazoa, Chordata, Actinopteri, Perciformes, Sebastidae. The record is from RefSeq and is a predicted model, not a curated record.